This is a messenger RNA of Eutrema salsugineum, 2461 nucleotides long. Its product is annotated as phosphatidylinositol N-acetylglucosaminyltransferase subunit GPI1. The record is from RefSeq and is a predicted model, not a curated record. The transcript has 9 exons. NCBI's taxonomy places the organism in Eukaryota, Viridiplantae, Streptophyta, Magnoliopsida, Brassicales, Brassicaceae. Gene Ontology annotation, biological process: GPI anchor biosynthetic process. Bases 177 to 2195 code for a protein of 672 amino acids. Gene Ontology annotation, cellular component: membrane.
UCUCUUUUUCUGGAUCCCUGCAUUUUCCUUGUGCUUUGUUGUAUGCGUGACCUAACUCCCCAAAUUCUUGUGAUUUUGUUGGAUUGUUCUCGGUAGUAUCGAUCAAAGAUUAGGAUUUGGUAGGGUUUUGGAAUUUGGUUGUGUGUUUUGGGAAUUGUGGGCAAGAGAGCUGAAUAAUGAAGAGAAAUUGUAGGAUUUGGUUCCCUAAGCUGCUUCCAUCAACUGAUGAUUCGACACACAGUCGUAUGUUAUUUGGGUGGUUCGUAUCACAUUCCUCUUCUUGUCUUGACGUUGUUGUGGCAUUCAUCUCUGAUGAAAUCUCCUUGUGCAAUGGCGGAUCUAGGCUCCAAGACCUACUCCAUGAAACAAAUGAGAAGAUGCCAUCAAAUCUGCGGGAGAAGACGACAUUUACGCUUCUUGGUCGUUAUGAUAUAUGCCUUAAUGCAAAUGGAAUCUCAUCCAAGAUUACAACAGACAAAGAUAGUUUUUGCAGAUAUAGUAGCCUAAGCUGUGGCUGUCAUAAAGUUGAUGGCUUAUUAGAGGGUUUCAGGAAAGAUUCUGUGAGUAGUCACUGGAUUCAUAUUGUGCACGAUUCUUCGGAGCGUAGAAUUAUGGAAUUCGAUUCAAGUUCUAGAUUGCAUCAUAUUCAUUGGAAUGGGGAUAUUGUAUCUCAAUGUGAUGUACACGUUAUAGUCUAUGACGCUCCAGUGUUUGGUUCUCACCAUUUCUCGUUAAGCUUUUGGAAUUCUUCUCCUCAGUCAAAAGCUCCUGUUAAGAAACCCAAUUGGGUUAUUGAUCUUCACAAGAGGCAACCUUUGAAUGAAAUGGAGACUGUGAUUCUUUCUAUAAAUUGCGCCUCAGCUGCCAAGAUUGCCUAUAAGAAGCUAUUCACGCAGCUGGAGACUUCUUCACGGAACUUUUCUAUUAGUUACUUGAUAUCUUCUUUGACAUGGUGGUUACUCGCCACAAUUUUAAGCUCUUCAUCAAGUCUAUAUUAUAGCCUUAUCCAGUUAUUCUAUGUACUUUCAAGUUUCCCGAUUUUCUCAUGGGUACAUAUAGCAUCAAGGAGAAUACUCAAGAAUACAUGGAUCAACUUCAGAGUACGCAGUUGUCAGAUCUUAUAUUGGCCAAUAUUCCUUCAAGAGAAUGACAUGACGUCCAUAUCCUGUGUGGAACAUGCAGAGAAAGCUGCUCUGCAAAGACAUUCUACAUGGUCGGCCAUGGCUGUUGAUCUUGUUUUGGGGAACUUGAUUGGUCUAGGACUAUUGUUUAACACCGGAUCUGUCUGCUCGUGGAUUUUCAACUUUGCAAAGGAGUUUACUAAUGAUAUCUUGCGAUCCGGUUGUCUGUGGUUGAUGGGAGUCCCAGCGGGUUUUAAGCUAAACACAGAAUUGGCUGGAGUUUUAGGCAUGGUAUCUCUUAAUGUAAUCCAGAUAUGGUCUACUCUCUGGUUCUUCAUGGCUUCUUUCAUCUUUUAUUUGAUAAGAGCAAUAGCGAUCAUGGGAAUUACCUUUGGUGCAACAGUAUCUGCUGCCUUUGUCAUAGAUGCUAUUACUUUUGCAACACUUCAUAUAACUGCUCUUCAUUGGGCAAUCACACUUGUGUACUCUCACCAAAUUCAAGCUUUGGCGGCUUUAUGGAGACUUUUCAGAGGAAGAAAAUUGAAUCCUCUGCGUCAAAGGUUGGACAGCUAUGGUUACACUGUGAAGCAACAUGUGGUGGGCUCUCUUCUGUUCACUCCUCUUCUGCUUCUCUUGCCAACAACUUCAGUUUUCUACAUCUUUUUCACCAUUACGAGCACUACAAUCAACUCCAUAUGUAUGUUGAUUGAAUUCACCAUCUCUAUCAUCCAUGCAACACCGUAUGCCGAGAUUAUGAUGUGGCUUUUUAGGCGUAAAAGAUUCCCGUCUGGUGUUUGGUUUGAAAUUGAACACUAUGGAAAGAAUGUCCUCAAUUCCUCGAAUGAUGAUUUUGAAGACAGAAGCAAUACAGCAUCCAAUAGUCGACGAGAAGAACAUAACAUUCCUGAGAAGAAACCAUUUCUAAUGGUUUCCAAUCUCCGCAGCAAUUUUUUAAGCAUAGAUUCUUUUGCCUCACUAUACAACAAUGUUUUCAGGAAUAUCAGCUUCUUCUCUGACUACAUCAGCUCGUGGAGUCCUCAGUGGGAAAAGAAUGCCAUCAAAACUGGGGCUUGAUCUCCCUCCUUCAAGACCAUGGAUGCACAUGCCAUUGAGACAGUACUGGAUCCUAUGCCAUGAUUCCAUCAUCUCAUCCGCGGGAAACGGUUAAUUUCCCAAGUAAUCAUUGGAAAAUAUGGAGUCCUUUAUAAAUGUUGGGGUCUUAUAUCUUGAUUUUGUUAAGCAGUAAAGUAAUAGUUAUUACAUCUAUGAACUUGGUAUAUCAGCUUUAUUUCAGGUUUAACUAUGUAUUGUUUCUGUUUGAUAUUAUAUUGCGCGUCUAA